AUGCGCUGCAUGAUUGUUAGAUGCUUUUACAUUGGUUUGACCCAAUUGAAGAAACCGGGGUCCACUCUGUCCUCUACUAGUCUAUAUGAACACUUCUUCUCUCACGCACCAAAGAUUCAUCACAACUCCUAAUCCUCUUAUCUUUCGUCUCUCUCUUAUCACCUAAGAAAGAGACCUACCUUGCGUCCCAAGUCUCCACCAAUAAUGCAACCAUCAACCAACAUUUUCAGCCUCCACGGUUGCCCACCUUCGUACCUUUCCCAUUUCCCUACAUCCUCGCCAUUUGGCGUCAAUGGGCAAAACCCUAAUUCAUUCUACAGCUUCCAAAAUAGUAUAAACACUCCACAGUUCAUGAGCAGCAAUUACUCCACCUCGGAUGAAGCAGAGGAGAAUCAGAGGGAUAUAAUCAAUGAGAAGAAGCAGAGGAAAAAAUUAUCAAACAGAGAAUCAGCAAGGAGAUCACGUAUGAGGAAGCAGAGACAGCUUGAUGAGCUUUGGUCACAAGUGAUGUGGCUUAGGAAUGAGAAUCAUCAGUUGCUUCAUAAGUUUAACCGCCUCUUGGAGUCUCGCGAGAAGGUUAUUGAAGAGAAUGCUCAGCUCAAAGAGGAAACUUUUACUCUUAAGCAAAUGAUUAGUGAUAUGCAGCUUCAAAAUCAGAGCCCUUUUUCUUGUUUAAGAGAUGACAUUGUAUAG
Messenger RNA from Eutrema salsugineum, 693 nucleotides. RefSeq names its product basic leucine zipper 43. Gene Ontology annotation, biological process: regulation of DNA-templated transcription. Gene Ontology annotation, molecular function: DNA-binding transcription factor activity. The record is from RefSeq and is a predicted model, not a curated record. NCBI's taxonomy places the organism in Eukaryota, Viridiplantae, Streptophyta, Magnoliopsida, Brassicales, Brassicaceae.